Molecule: messenger RNA, 1038 nt
Organism: Aspergillus ochraceoroseus IBT 24754
Lineage: Eukaryota; Fungi; Ascomycota; Eurotiomycetes; Eurotiales; Aspergillaceae
Product: FAM207/SLX9 family protein
Exons: 2
Coding region: 66-590 (174 amino acids)
Biological process (GO): maturation of SSU-rRNA from tricistronic rRNA transcript (SSU-rRNA, 5.8S rRNA, LSU-rRNA)
Cellular component (GO): nucleolus; 90S preribosome; preribosome, small subunit precursor
Source: RefSeq, a predicted model, not a curated record
AAUUUUUGGAGGAGAAUUGGCACAAGUUCGCAUUGCGAGGAUUCAGACUGCAAGCACUGCUCAGCAUGGCUCCCGUCAAAUCUAUUCAACAGCGUUUAACCCGCCCCAAGCCUGCCACUGGAAACCGCGUGACCAAGUCCACCCUCUUCGACGAUGAUUUUCGAACUACUAAAAGAGAUAAGCGCAUCAUCAAACAUGCCAGCUUUGUGUCCAAGAUUGAGAAAAGCUCUGCAAAAUCCACGAAGCGCCGUCGUGCCUCCAAGAAACUCCUCGCCAAUCUAGAGUCGCUAGCCGAUGCUUUGCCAGAGACGGAGACGGAACUGGGCGAUCCUAGCAAGCAAAUUAAUAUUAUCAAGCAAAAGACCCUCAAACAUAAGCCAGGGGCUAUGAAACGCAAGGAGAAGCUCGAAAAGCUAGAACGGGAGCGUUUUGCAAAGAACAUGGCCCAGAUGUCCAAUAUGCAACCAGCACCAGCGCCCACUUCCAAGCCUGACGAAGGGGCUGGUUCCGUAUCAAACCGAUGGGCAGCAUUGCGGGGGUUUAUCUCCCAAACCAUGGAGCAGCAACCUGCAUUCAAAACAAACAAGUGAAGCGUCAUGUGAGGACGACUGUAUAAUCUACCGAGUUCUCUCAUCUUAGGAAAGUCCCACCCCUCCACGUUCUAUUCAUCGAGAACUGUUCUAUCUUGUACGCAUGGGAAUGCUACCUGUCGAUGUAGAGAGCUUUCCGAGCACCGGCAGACGUACGGCCAUACUCCCCAAGGGCGAUUGUGAAAUAGUUCAGACGGGUCCAGCACAAUCCAUGAUUGUCUAGAACUGUGGGGCACUGCUGGGGGGAAUGCUUCAAACUCCGUACUAUCAGGGAUAUUCUUGCCUUUACACAGUCCAGGAUUCAGUUAGACUGGUAGUGCCGGACCAAAUAUAAAACCAGGAGCGACUUUGGAGUGCGCUUUAGAGAAUAUAUAGUAUCUGGACUGAUGGAGGUGUACUUGUACUGUUCAGGAGUUAUCCGGUAGAAAACACCUUGAUCAAGAACUAU